Messenger RNA from Melanaphis sacchari, 1184 nucleotides. RefSeq names its product protein stum (gene stum). The record is from RefSeq and is a predicted model, not a curated record. NCBI's taxonomy places the organism in Eukaryota, Metazoa, Arthropoda, Insecta, Hemiptera, Aphididae. Bases 18 to 1172 code for a protein of 384 amino acids. Gene Ontology annotation, cellular component: sensory dendrite. The transcript has 5 exons. Gene Ontology annotation, biological process: proprioception; sensory perception of mechanical stimulus; taxis.
GUCUCGUGCGGUACGCAAUGAUGGGCGGCGGACGUACCGGUCCGGACGCCGCGAGAUUCGACGUCUAUUCCAUCGGCUUCAGGCCAUCCGAAAAGAUCAUCGUGCCGGCGGAAGUCCCGCGGUCGGCCGAACUGACGGUCACCAAAGAUCCAGCUUACAAAAGGUAUGCGCGGAAGCUGUGCGGCGGCGGUGGUGAUGGCGACGAAAGCGGUGGCGGCGGCGGCGGCCGAAGUGGACGUCGACCAACCGUCGCCCACGUAUCUCCGCCCGCCGCCGCUGAUGGCCGCGCUUCAAAGUGCUGGGCGGCCGUAUGGAAACGGCGGCCGCGGCCGUGCGGCAAGUGUUGUGGCCGAAAAAGGUCGGCCGCCGUGACGGCGUCCUCCGCAGAGGUCGCGUCCGAAGGCCAACGACGUCGGCUGCAGUGGUGGCGGCGGUGCAGCGACAAGUUGCACUGUUGCCGCGGCAAGCGAAUUGCCGCAAACAAGAAGAAGCUCGCGGCGGCGGCGUCGUCGUCGGUGUCCGACCACUCGGUCGGUGCACUCGGCAUCGCUCCGCCGACCGUGACGGCCGCCGACACGUUUUGCGGCAAGUUGAAGUGGCGGUUGCGCCGGUGCUGCUGUUGCUGCAGUUGGUGUUGCGGCUGGUGCACCGUACCCAAUUUCAUCAAGCGGAUCUGCUGUUGUUGCACCGGCUGCCGGGGCAAGCCGACGGCUCCCAAAAGGAAGUCGGCCGACUCUCAGAAGCGGUCCCCGUUCAAGUGCACCGGUUGCUGCACGAAUAUACCUAAAUUGGAUGCAGUUUUCGUCGAUCAUUCGUCCGUUAUGAAAGGUGCUAUACCAGUAUUACCAGUAACACUGGCAUGGUUGUGUUUAGUGUUCAACGUGAUUAUUCCAGGAGCAGGCACAUUUUCCAGUGGUAUUCUAUGCCUGUGCGUCGGCAAGCCAAGAUUUACGGUCAACGAUACGUUCCAGUCCAGAGUAGGCGCAUUCUGCGUGAACUUUGUUGUGGCCGCUGCUCAGCUGUUCACAGUGCUUUUCUGUUUAGUCGGCUGGGGAUGGAGCAUAUGGUGGGGUGUGAUAAUGCUCAAGAUGGCCAAGAAAUAUCAGAAAGUCAAAAUAAUCGAUCAACCCGCCGAAGCGCCCGUUGCCGUCGACCACAACCACCAGAUCUGAUAUGGACGUUUU